Molecule: messenger RNA, 576 nt
Organism: Xenia sp. Carnegie-2017
Lineage: Eukaryota; Metazoa; Cnidaria; Anthozoa; Malacalcyonacea; Xeniidae
Exons: 1
Coding region: 1-576 (191 amino acids)
Source: RefSeq, a predicted model, not a curated record
AUGUCAUAUGAAAGAGAAGCACUGACGGAUUAUGCGACAUUCAAGCAACCCUCGGUGGUGAAUCUAGGUGAUAAUAGAUCAAUCUUGGCAUAUGGAAAAGGUACCUAUCAUUUGAAAGCAAUACUUGAUGAUCACGUUCAGAACAUAUCAUUACGCAACGUAUUGUACUUACCAGAAUUGGACAAGAAUCUACUAUCAGUCUAUGCCAUGAUAAAAGUUGGAGCUACUGUUAUGUUUGAAGGUAACAAGUGUAAGAUAUCUCGUAAUUCCAAACUUCUAGCUGUUGGGGACAUACAUGGAAAAUUGUACAAAUUAAGGAUUGGACAUGAACACGUGAACAUUGCAAAGGACGCAUCAAAUUCAAGCUUGCAUUUAUGGCAAUGCAGAUUUGGGCACUUGGGAAUGAACAAUGUUCGUAAAUUGUUAAAUGGAGAUAUGGUUAAAGGAAUGAGUGAUGUAAAUGAAAAUAGGGACCUUAAGAUUUUACGACGCGCUUUUCAACGACGCUACUUGUGCGCGCACGUCCUGGGGCGAGACGCGUCGGCGUGGAUUAUAGAUUUUGACUUAAGUUUUUGA